AUGUUUAUCACGCACGAUCGAUACAUGAAGCAGCCGUCGCCCGUCAUCGAUCCCAUCAACCCCAUUUACCUCAACGGCCAGCCCCUCUUCUGCAGCUGUUUCCUCUUCUUCCGCCCCACCCUCCCCGCCAAGAGCCUCGUAGGCAACUGGGCGUUUCGCAUGGCAAAACUAGGCCGGCAGGGAGGGCUGGAUCAAGACCAACUGAACCUAGUCAUGCAGUGGAUGCUUGAGAGGAAGGUGCUUCCGAGGAUUGGCGUGCUGCCGCCGCUGCAGUUUCCGUCCGGGCAGUUGAUGAAGGAUCACUGGGGGAAGUUUGAGGAGGUGCGGCCGCGGGUGGUGAUGGUGCACGCGAAUUAUCUGACUGGGAAGGUGGCGAAGAUCAAGGGGCUGAAGAAGGCGGGGCUGUGGCGGGUGAAGGGGAACGCGCUGGGGAAUGCGACGGCUGCUGCUGCUGCUGCUGCUGCUGCCUCUGCCACUGGGGCUCCUGCUGCUGUUGCUGCCGCUGCUGCUGCUGUGGCUGGGAAGGGGAAAGGAGAUAGUGACAAGGAGGCAGGGGUAGUAGAAGGGGAUGAGGAAGAAGAGAAGAAGGAGGAUGAGGAGGAAGAGGAGGAGGAGCCGGUGCUGCUGUUCCCAAUGCCUAGGCGCCCGGAUGAGGCUGGAGAGGCGGACAGCCUUGGCGAGAGGUGGACAGCCUUGGCGGAUGAGACCCCAGGGAUGCUGGAGAGGGGGAGAGAGGAGGGCAGCGCAGGGGGGACGGGCAAGGUGGGGGAGGCCCGCGUGGGGGAGCCGCUGGCAGGAGGAGGGGGAGGGGGGGCGUCAGGGGGAAGCGGUGGGGGGGAGGAAGGGGGGGAUUGGGAAGCGGAGGUGUUGGGAGCGGUGGAGCCGUGGGUAGGGGAGCAUCUGGGGGAGAUGGAGGAGAAGGGGAUGAGGAUGAAGGGGGCUGCUGGCAUGGUGAUCGUCACUGUUGCCAUGCAUGCGUGGGUGGGGGGGCAUCUGGGGGAGAUGGAGGAGAAGGGGAUGAGGAUCAAGGGGGCUGCUGGCAUGGUGAUCGUCACUGUUGCCUGCGAUGGCCAGGAGGCGCUAUUCCGCAACUGGUUCACCCACGUAGGCCGCAUCCCUUCUCUCGGCAACAUCGUGCUCGCUUCCGUGCCUCCUCAGAUGCGCACGCCAGGGGGCCACGUGAUUACUCGCUCCGAUGAAAGCUUAUCGCCUCGAGUGGCCAGAGCCACGUGCCUACUGCUGCCUCCCCUCAUCCUCGCCCGCUUGCUGGCUGCCAAUGUCACCGUUGUCUACAGCGACAUCAACUCAGUGUGGCUGCGUGAUCCCCGCCGCUACUUCCCGCCAUCCCACUCCCUCGUGCUGACCUCCCUCUCCCACCAAGACCCGCCUCUGCAGCAGCAGCCGCCAGUCACGCCACCAGCGCAAGGGGCAGCAGAGAACAGGCAGCAGGCAGCGGCACCUGCUCCCCCCAACACCACUGCCCUCGCGCCGUCCCUUCUGGGGUCCCUCUCUCCAUGGCUCGUGGUUCUCCGCCCCUCCUCUGCUGUGCAAGCCAUGGUGCACCGCUGGGCGGUUGGGGCUUUAAGGGGUUAUGUGUCGGCAGGUGCGGCUGCAGGAAGGGGUGGUUCGGGCGUGUUUUCAGGUUCGGAGGUUCUCAGGACGGCGCUGAAUCAUGCCGUGGCGGAGAUGGUUCGGGGUGAGAGGCUCGUGGGAGUCGAGGAAGAUGGGUUCGGUGUAGGUUCGGAAGGAGGCGUGGACGCAGGCAUGGAAGCAGGUACAGAAGCAGGCACAGGAGCAGAUACGGGAGCAGGUCUGGGAGCAGGUCUGGGAGCAGGUCUGGGAGGAGGCACAAAAGAGGGGCAGCGGGGAGCAAGCGUGGGGGUGCUUCCAGAGCAGUUAUUCCCGCCUGGGUGGAGGGCGGUAGGGGACAGAGCAUGGCUGGAGGCGCAUAGGAAGGAGAUAGUGGCCGUGCAGGUGAGUUGUGGGGAGGAUGGUAGGCAGCAGGAGGUUUGCCUUCGAGACAUGAAGCUGUGGCUGUAA
This is a messenger RNA of Closterium sp. Naga37s-1, 2040 nucleotides long. The record is from the annotation of a GenBank genome assembly. NCBI's taxonomy places the organism in Eukaryota, Viridiplantae, Streptophyta, Zygnematophyceae, Desmidiales, Closteriaceae.